Drosophila albomicans is the source of this 2661-nucleotide messenger RNA. Its product is annotated as proton channel OtopLc. The coding region runs from base 162 to 2591 and encodes 809 amino acids. Gene Ontology annotation, biological process: proton transmembrane transport. The transcript has 6 exons. Gene Ontology annotation, molecular function: proton channel activity. Gene Ontology annotation, cellular component: membrane. The record is from RefSeq and is a predicted model, not a curated record. NCBI's taxonomy places the organism in Eukaryota, Metazoa, Arthropoda, Insecta, Diptera, Drosophilidae.
UCGAUCAAAUGAGCGCACGGAGUUUUUAAAUAUUGGGGUGACUAAGAAAUAAUUGUACACGCCUAGCUUUCGCCCAGCCUAUCUCGCCUAUCUCAGUAAUUUUUUAUCAAAUGGAUAGCAUUGAAAAGUUGUUUUGAAGACAAGGCCCAAGUUAAUUUAACAUGUCGCUAAAUAAUAUAAAUACAAACAACUUUUACGAAGAACCGAUAACGUUGUGGAAAACAAAACAGCGUGUUCACUACAGAGAUGACGUUGCGGCGCAAACCAAAAAGAACCAAGUAUUUACCGACAGUUGCGAAUAUAUUACCAUAAGGCAACCAAAAAAAUCGAUAUCAUUUUCCCGUCUAACACCUGCAAAAACGCCACCAUCGGACACCCAGCUCUCAAGCUGUGUUAAUAAAUCCAUUGCCGCUACUUCUAAUUCUGUGAUACGAUACGCCCGGACUGCAUGCGAUCAUUGCGGCCAUCAUAAUAUACCGAUAAUGUCACACCCCAUAUCUCCGCUGGCAAAAUCUCAAACCAAUUUGGACCUAGUAGAACAAAAUAGCCAGCGUCAGGCUCUUUUACCAUUACCAAUCAUUGGAAUUCACCGCGACGACUCAGCCUGCACAAUUCAGGUUUCACGACGUCCAUCCAUACUACUGCAAGAGAUACUCACACAGCGGCCGCAAGGUCUAGGACGUAAGGAUCCAAGUUUAUUACAUCCAAGGAACUCCAGGAAUGCAGGAAAUCUUAAUGGAACUGUCACGGGAAGUACGGCAACCAUAAAUUUCCAAAGCGGGUCAGGCAGUGCUCGGAAUGGAUCCAAUGCUUAUUACGACAGCGGUGCAAAAAGUUUUCAAGCCAAACAACAAAAAGAAAAGAAUCGGCGAACGGGCAACGAUGCAGUUAGUUCUGCUUUGUCUGCGACAUAUUGCAAGCUAUUGGUGCUCUUGGGUGUGUGUCUUCCUAUCACGGAAGUCAUAUCAGAUCAAAUACCUACAUAUGUAUAUCAGGGCUUCUAUAUUUACCUUUAUGCUGGUAGCAUACUGUUCGUGAUAUUUGUAUACAUAAGUGCAUUUCGUAACCGGUCGUUAUUCAAUGCACUUAAGGAUUUUCACGAAAAGAACAGCAAUGUUCAUUUAAAGCACAAAGUCACUCAUUUUGGAAGUUUUUACUUGCGCGUUGGUGCCAUUGCUUUUGCCAUAGGUACAAUGGUAUACUCGGGAUUGGAAUUCGGUCAAUUCUUUGAACUAAAUGGUCAGGCAGGAUGUCAUGAUGUCUUUGUAGCCAUUACUCCAAUUUGUCGUAUGGUUCUAUGCAUUGCACAAGUACAGUUUAUAUUCCUUAACACCACAUACAUGGACAUGGCGCGCCAUAAAGUAACAUCUCGGUUUGGUCUCAUGCAUAUGGUGGCCACAAACUUGUGUGAGUGGUUGUAUGUACUUGUCGAAGAGACAAAGCAUGAGAUAUUUCAUAUAAGUCAUCACGACAUUGAUCCGGACCUGGAUCCUGUAUUACACAAUGGACCAUAUGGUGGACCUAACUGGUCUGCUGUAAACGAGUCUUUGCACACAAACGGAUCAAUUCACCAUGGAUUCAUAAAUGUGAAUCAUACCGCAGAAGAAGUGGCACACCAUUUAUUAACGAACAUUUCAACGUCCAUUAAUAGCAAUAGCUCGAUGGUGGUGCCCACACCAUCAUUUAAUGGCUGCUCACGCACAACUAUAAUGGGUGCACUAGUUCAACAAUUAUCACCAUUUCUUUUUCCAUGUACAAUCGAAUACUCACUCAUAUGUGCAGUUAUUCUUUUUGAGAUGUGGAAAACCGUAAAAUCUAUUCCAGACAUCGAUAAGACUCGCAAGAACUCAGUAAAACCUGUGACUCAGAAGCCAGCCCACCACUUUUCAGUUGACUGCUCUCAAUCGCACAAGGGCCUAUUUUUUGGUAUAUUGAUAAUUGUCAUGACUAUUAUUUCAAUGAUUAUGUAUUUUGUGCUAUACACUCAACCUGGCUUUGAGCUGAUCGCGACUCAGGAAGUUACGCUUUGGGAAACGUUCAUGUACUUUAUGUGCGCUUCCGCAAUAAUAACCGGCAUGAUUCUAAUGCGAGAUCUGAGAUACAUAAAGGAUACUAGCGACGAACAUCACUCCAUGGACCUGGAUAACCUGUUACUAGUUGUUGCCCAGACCGGCGUAUAUUUGUAUGGCAUGUUUAGCAUACUUGGCAGUUACUUUGCCAAAUGGGAUACAGUACCCGAUCGAAUUGAGGGCAUUAUUGCUGAGGUAUUUGGUGUUGUACAAACCUCAUUGCAAACUAUGUUCAUUCUCCAUGCCAGCCACCGUCGCUGUAAAGGCUCCAAACAGGUGCGUCGAAAGCCGGGACGAGAGAUAAUUACAUUUCUUUUGGUCGCAAACAUUGCCAUAUGGUUUGUCAACACUUUAAUCAAAGGUAGAGCUGUUUUUCGUGAGACGCAUCUAGAAUUCUUUGGCAUUUGGGGCUGGACGAUUAUAACACAUAUAUCUAUGCCUUUGGCAAUUUUUUAUCGCUUCCACUCUACUAUAUGUCUGUUUGAAGUGUGGAAAAUUACUUACAAAGCCAAAGCACAUUAGUAAACUUGAUAAAUGUAUAAUUCAAUUUUCUUUUUAUGCAAAUUAAGAGUUUAGCCUAAUGUACAUCCUA